ACCGCUGGCCCAGUGUUCAUACACAUUCUUCUCAUCGCUCUGUGUAAUCUGACAGAUAAAGUGAUAAGUCAUAAGUGCUAAGUCAAGUUGGCUUAUGAUUUCAUUAAACACGUCCACACUCUUGUCAGUGACUGUUCGAACCAGGAGGAUGAAGCUUGCCAUCGUGAUCGGUGUGGUCAUCUACGUAGUGACCUGUGUCCAGUGCAGACGUGGAUGCCUCGACUUGAAGUUGGAACAACGGGCCAACUCUACUGGUGUUAAAACUUAUCCCAGACCAUGGGAAGACUCAAAGAUAAUGGCGUCGUUGCCGACAGCGUGGGACUGGAGAAACGUUAGUGGACGGAACUUUGUGAGCACCACAAGGAACCAGCAUAUACCACAAUACUGUGGGUCCUGCUGGUGUAUGGCGGCCACCAGCGCUCUCGCUGACAGAUUAAACAUUGCUAGGAAAGGUGCCUGGCCAUCGGCUUAUCUUUCAGCUCAGCACGUCAUUGACUGUGCCAAUGCUGGAAGUUGCGAGGGAGGAUCUGAUAACCUCGUCUGGGAGUACGCUCACAAGCAUGGUAUCCCUGACGAGACGUGCAACAAUUAUCAGGCCAAAGAUCAAGAAUGUACUGACUUCAACCAAUGUGGGACCUGUACAACUUUCGGCAAAUGUAACAAUGUGGCCACUUACAAAUUGACCAAAGUCGGAGACUACGGAAGUGUCGAAGGGAGGGACAAAAUCAUGGCAGAGGUGUAUGCCAACGGACCGGUUAGUUGUGGUAUUGAUGCAACAGAAGGACUGGAGAAAUACACUGGCGGUAUUUAUCAAGAAUACAAGCCAUUGGCCAUGGAGAAUCACGUAGUCAGUAUUGGAGGCUGGGGUGUUGAGAAUGGCAUCGAGUUCUGGAUUGUGCGAAACUCCUGGGGUGACCCAUGGGGUGAAGAUGGCUGGUUCAGGAUUGUCACGAGCACAUUCAAAGGAGGUAAAGGCAAAGAAUACAACCUUGGCAUUGAGGACAGCUGUGCUUAUGGAGACGUUAUUGUUUAGCAGACGUUAUUGUUUAGCAGACGAGAUAUUAAAUUAAAACUAUUUUUAAAACAUG
Messenger RNA from Biomphalaria glabrata, 1088 nucleotides. Its product is annotated as cathepsin Z-like. Gene Ontology annotation, cellular component: lysosome. Gene Ontology annotation, molecular function: cysteine-type endopeptidase activity. The coding region runs from base 95 to 1033 and encodes 312 amino acids. Lineage: Eukaryota; Metazoa; Mollusca; Gastropoda; Planorbidae. The transcript has 9 exons. The record is from RefSeq and is a predicted model, not a curated record.